This is a messenger RNA of Plenodomus lingam JN3, 1461 nucleotides long. Lineage: Eukaryota; Fungi; Ascomycota; Dothideomycetes; Pleosporales; Leptosphaeriaceae. The record is from RefSeq and is a predicted model, not a curated record.
AUGAUGCCAGCCUCGUCUUCAAUACAGUCCUAUUUCACGUCUUCUUCGUCGCCAACAAAAAAUAGCGAUGGCUUCACAGCGGCAGAAUUACAGUCUUCGCUGGAGGAAGCAGGAGCUACCCUUGCCAGCACAUGGACUCCAGUACUAGAGUAUGAAGAGGUCUCCCUUGGUGAUCUCGAGCCUGGUCCUCGCAACCUGCAACUCAUGGGCCGCGUCGUAAACUACUACGACACCGCCAAACCCAGCAAAUCACACAAAGCCGCUCAAGGCUGCCUGAAGAUUAUGCUAGCAGACGACACUGGUGUCCUUACCAUUCGUCUCUGGUAUGCCCACACCAUGUACAAGAUUCGGCUUGGUCAGCUACUUACGGUCUGGACGGUACACGUUAGCAACAGCUCUGACCACAAUUCGCUGGCGCCGAGCAGUGCGCCACUUUUUACUAGUCUAUUUCCUGAGGGUGAGAGAAAUUGUUUUGUCAUGUUACAUGAAAAUAGCGACGAUGGGACACAGUUUAGGCGGCCGUUUGGCUGUCGAGACUCGAAGGUGUUGGAAGGGCUGAUGACGUUGAAGGGGUUUACGGAUGGGGGGUAUGAUGUGGAAGAGCCAAAGGUGUUGGUGUGUGUCAAGAGCAUUGGGGCGAAGAAGAAGUAUCUAAACCGCAACGGCACAACCUCCACCGUACUCUCGCUGGGCAUUUUCGACAACACCGCCGAAGCAACUCUGAACUUGUACUCCUCCCUCUGCUCAUCCGCCUCGCAUCUCACACCCUCCCACUCCAUCCUCCUCAUCUCCAACCCCGGCUGGCGCAUCGACAAAACCGCAAAACUCUCCCUCAACGCAAACUCCCGCAUAGACAUCGACCCCAACCUCGGGGACGCCCGCCGUCUACGCGCCUUAGCACAGCGCUUAACCAAGAAGGAACAUGUCAAUCCGCCUUUUCCCAUUGCAGCAGAAGAGAUGAGGGAAAUUGUCAAGACGUUUGAGGGAGCGGCGCAACGCCCGCUGUUUACGCUGGCAGAUGUCGAUGACUUUGCACGCUCGAAUCCGCGAGAGAGAAUAGUCGGCUACCUCAGCGUCAUCAUCACUCAACUCAACAUCGUCACGCCGUUCAAGCGUAACAUGCUCAUGAGCAAUGAAUGCUGCGGAAUCCCCAUCUUCGACAACGCCGUGCAGGCAACAUGUAAGCAGUGUGAAAGGGAUAUUGAGCUGGGGAUCAAUCCCCGCAUUCUCGGCCCCCUUCUCGACGAAACCGCAACCCUCAGCCCAGGCAAACUCAUCCUCUCCCCAACCGCCUGGUCCCAGCUCCUCGGCCGCACUCCCGCCCAACUCGUAGCCACUGACAUCCCCCGUCUGCGCUACCUCGAACAGCGUGUUUUGUUCUUGCGCGUGAGCUUGGGGUUCGUGUUGGAUUUGGGGGGUGAGGAGAUUGCGCGGUUGGCGGUUUGGGGGGUGGGGUGUUGA